Eubalaena glacialis (North Atlantic right whale) is the source of this 1201-nucleotide messenger RNA. RefSeq names its product B cell receptor associated protein 31 (gene BCAP31). Lineage: Eukaryota; Metazoa; Chordata; Mammalia; Artiodactyla; Balaenidae. Gene Ontology annotation, cellular component: endoplasmic reticulum membrane; endoplasmic reticulum. The transcript has 8 exons. The coding region runs from base 147 to 884 and encodes 245 amino acids. Gene Ontology annotation, biological process: endoplasmic reticulum to Golgi vesicle-mediated transport; intracellular protein transport. The record is from RefSeq and is a predicted model, not a curated record.
CCCGCGUUUUCCCUUGGCCCCGACUCCCGUCCUCUAGGAGUCGCUCUCCGGGGCUUUGUGAGGUACCCCGAGUCCUUCCGUCCCUUCGGAGGCGGACGCGGAGGAACAGGCUCACAUCUCCCCGUUGGAAAGCUGCUAGCAACACGAUGAGUCUGCAGUGGACUGCAGUCGCCACCUUCCUCUAUGCAGAGGUCUUCGCUGUGCUGCUUCUCUGCAUUCCCUUCAUUUCUCCCAAGAGAUGGCAGAAGAUUUUCAAGUCCCGCCUCGUGGAGUUGGUAGUGACCUAUGGCAACACCUUCUUUGUGGUUCUCAUUGUCAUCCUUGUGCUGCUGGUCAUUGAUGCUGUUCGCGAGAUUCGAAAGUAUGACGACGUGACGGAGAAGGUGAACCUCCAGAACAACCCCGGGGCUGUGGAACACUUCCACAUGAAGCUUUUCCGUGCCCAGAGGAACCUCUACAUUGCUGGCUUUUCCUUGCUGCUGUCCUUCCUGCUUAGACGCCUGGUGACUCUUAUCUCCCAGCAGGCCACGCUGCUGGCCUCCAAUGAAGCCUUUAAAAAGCAGGCAGAGAGUGCUAGUGAAGCGGCCAAGAAGUACAUGGAAGAGAAUGACCAGCUAAAGAAGGAAGCUGCUGGUGGAGUCAAGUUGGAUGGCAAGGAUGCUGAAGUGAAGGUGGAGGAAGAGAACAGGAGCCUGAAGGCUGAUCUGCAGAGUCUGAAGGACGAGCUGGCUGUCAACAAGCAAAAACUGGAGAAAGCUGAAAAUGAGGCUCUGGCCAUGCGGAAGCAGUCUGAGGGCCUGACCAAGGAGUACGACCGCCUGUUGGAGGAGCACGCGAAGUUGCAGGCGGCGGUAGAUGGCCCCACGGACAAGAAGGAGGAGUGAGGGCCCCUGCUCCCCGCCCGUGGCUGGCUGCUUCCCGGGAGCCCGGCCUCCCUCGGUACUUCGGCUCGCUCCCUUCCGCUUCCGUUCCCUCACGCUGCUUGCAGUUCCACGCUCUCCCAGCAUUCUGUAGGGGACUCAGUUCCCACCCAGGAUGAGUAAGGCUGCGGCAGGUCUUGCUUCCCGCUGGGUUAAGCCCCUUCAUGUUGCGCGUUGAUGCUCGGAGCUCCAAGACCCCUUUUCUCUGGUCCUGCAGGAGGGCAGGUGGAGCAGGAAGAGUAGAGUUUCUCUUGGGGCAAUAAACGUUGUUGUGUUGUGUC